This is a messenger RNA of Capsicum annuum, 780 nucleotides long. RefSeq lists its product as uncharacterized. The record is from RefSeq and is a predicted model, not a curated record. NCBI's taxonomy places the organism in Eukaryota, Viridiplantae, Streptophyta, Magnoliopsida, Solanales, Solanaceae. The coding region runs from base 1 to 780 and encodes 259 amino acids. The transcript has 2 exons.
AUGAAAAAGCAUAAAGAUAAUGAGUUUUUGUAUAUUGUUGUCUCACUAACUACAUUCAUACAAGGGUUCGAUCACUGUAGACCUGUGAUAGUUGUUAAUGCAAGUUAUCUCAGAGGACUGUACAAUGGCACAUUUGUAGCUGCAUGUACCAUGGAUGGAGCCGGCCAUAUAUUUCCAUUGGCAUAUGGAAUAGUAGAUUCUGAAAAUGACGAAUCCUGGACAUGGUUCUUUCAGAAUCUAACUGAAGCAUACGGUGAAAGAGAACUUAUGUGUGUAGUUUCCGAUCGAAACCCAAGCAUUAUAAAAGUUGUUGCUGGUGUGUACAAUAAUGUACCACAUUACGCUUGUAUGUGGCAUCUAUGGGGUAAUGUGAAAAAAAAAAUUAGGAAGUCACAUGAUGCAUUGUCGGAAAUCUUCUAUACCAUGGCGAAAUCAUACUCAAAGUCUGAAUUUCAUAAUUUAAUGGAGAAAGUGGAGGUAGUUGAUGUUAGGGCGAAUAAUUACUUGGAGUUAGCGGGAUACAAUAAGUGGGCUAGCUCAUAUGCAAUAGUUCAUAAGGGAUGGACCUUAACAUCAAAUAUUGCAGAAUCAAUUAAUACUGCACUGGUAUCAGCUAGAGAACUACCAAUAUACGAUUUUUUAGAGGAAGUUAGAUUGAUGUUUGGUAGAUGGAACUGUGAAAACAGACAGGAGGCAUUGUACGCACGCACGGAUCUUAUUGAAAAAUUUCAAGCAAUUCUCCAACAGAAUGAAGCAGAGUGUACACGUAUGAAGGUAUGA